Molecule: messenger RNA, 582 nt
Organism: Histoplasma mississippiense
Lineage: Eukaryota; Fungi; Ascomycota; Eurotiomycetes; Onygenales; Ajellomycetaceae
Product: BET3 family protein
Exons: 5
Coding region: 1-582 (193 amino acids)
Biological process (GO): intra-Golgi vesicle-mediated transport; endoplasmic reticulum to Golgi vesicle-mediated transport
Cellular component (GO): cytosol; cis-Golgi network membrane; TRAPP complex
Source: RefSeq, a predicted model, not a curated record
AUGGCCUCGACCAAGACGUCAACGUCAAGAAUAGGUGAAGAGACAUGGAAAACGAAAGUCGACAAAGUCAACGCCGAGCUCGUGACGCUGACAUACGGCACGAUCGUCGCGCAACUCUGCGACGACUACGACAGCGACUAUGCGGAAGUAAACAAGCAGCUGGAUAAGAUGGGAUAUAACAUCGGCAUGCGGCUGAUUGAGGACUUCCUCGCCAGGUCAGAUACCGGCCGCUGUGCGAAUUUCAGAGAGACGGCGGAUAUGAUUUCGAAGGUUGGAUUCAAAAUAUUCCUCAACAUCACGCCGACAAUCACGAACUGGACGAGCGAUAACAAAUCCUUCUCUCUGGUGUUCGAUGAGAACCCGCUUGCGGACUUUGUGGAGUUGCCUGAUGACGGGCGGGCACAGGAUGAGUUGUGGUUUUCGAAUAUUCUAUGUGGCGUGUUACGAGGGGCGUUGGAGAUGGUUCAAAUGCAAGUUGAGGCGCAUUUUGUGAGUGAUGUGCUGCGCGGAAAUGAUACGACGGAGAUGCGGGUGUCGUUAGUCCGGUAUCUCGAGGACGAGUUGCCGCCAGACGACGAAUGA